AUGUCACUAUUUGACCUCAAUUAGUUCUCAUUAAAUUAAGCAGAUUUAUAGCAAAAUAGAGCUGUUCCUGCAGAAGAAGAUUUAAGUUAUACUUACUUUUUAUCGAAUCAAGGAGUCUGUGAAUAAUAAACUUCAUGACAAAAUACUAUCAAAAUGAUUGCGGGCGAAAUUCAAAAAUACCUCUUGCUCAUCAAAUGCCAUCCGUGCCAUUUCAGAAGCCGCCAGGAAGGCGAGCCACCUUCCAUUUCAUUGCCGGCGGCACCGCUGGCUUCCUAGAGUUAGUCGCUUUCCAUCCCCUAAACGUGAUCAAAAACAGGAUGCAGUUGCAGGGAGACAAGCCGUUCCACGGUGAGAUUACCUACCAUGGAUCCCUGGACGCCAUUGCCAAGAUGUAUCGUUAUGAGGGGCUGAGCGCCUUUUUUAAGGGAAUCGUGCCGCCGAUUUGUGUGGAAACACCGAAGAGGGGUUUUAAGUUCCUGGCCUACGAGGCCAUCACGCCACACCUUAAGUUUGGAAGCCCAACACCGACACCACUGACAUAUGCAAUGACAGGAGCACUGGUUGGCGGCCUAGAAUCUAUCCUCACGAAUCCUUUCGAGGUGGUCAAGAUCAUGCAGCAGGCACACCGGGAAAAGCACUUGGACUCCAUGACGGUAGUAAAGUACACGAUCCGCAAACAAGGCUUUGGCUUCAAAGGUUUAUAUCGCGGCUUCAAUGCCCUCGUGGCCCGCAAUGCCAUUUUCAACUUUGGCUAUUUUGGAAUCUACAACAGUGCCACUCACAGUGGCACCAUUCCCGAGGAUCCCAUCGAGAAGUUCUUAUUUAAGUGCUUUCUUGGAAUGUUUGCCAGUGGCGUUGGCAGCUUUCUGAGCCUGCCCUUAGACUUGGCAAAAUCCCGGAUCCAGGGUCCGCAGCCGGUCAAGGGAGAGAUCAAGUAUCGGACAACUGUUCAAACUCUCAGAACUACGAUUCGGGAGGAGGGUGUCCGGGCACUGUUCAAAGGUCUUGCUCCAUCAUUGGCAAGGGCUGUUCCAGGUGGAGCCCUCCUAAUAGUGGCCUAUGAAUACAUUUACGACAUACUUAUUGAAUCAUUCGCAGAAUAGUUUAUUAUUACGGACUUUUUAUACCAAUCUAUUAAAAUUGUGCAAAUUGUUAUACGUGUUUAAGUAACAGACAU
Molecule: messenger RNA, 1177 nt
Organism: Drosophila bipectinata
Lineage: Eukaryota; Metazoa; Arthropoda; Insecta; Diptera; Drosophilidae
Product: mitochondrial 2-oxodicarboxylate carrier
Biological process (GO): transmembrane transport
Source: RefSeq, a predicted model, not a curated record